Messenger RNA from Hibiscus syriacus, 1893 nucleotides. Its product is annotated as 26S proteasome non-ATPase regulatory subunit 13 homolog A-like. The transcript is spliced from 9 exons. The record is from RefSeq and is a predicted model, not a curated record. Gene Ontology annotation, molecular function: structural molecule activity. Gene Ontology annotation, biological process: ubiquitin-dependent protein catabolic process. The coding region runs from base 183 to 1127 and encodes 314 amino acids. Gene Ontology annotation, cellular component: nucleus; cytosol; proteasome regulatory particle, lid subcomplex. Lineage: Eukaryota; Viridiplantae; Streptophyta; Magnoliopsida; Malvales; Malvaceae.
UGCACAACAAGCCGACCCGAAAUAUGAUUAUCCUUUUCUUGGCUCCGAUCUUUAGUCGAUUUUCUUGUUUUCCUCUUCAGAACUCUUAUUGAGUCACAGAAAACCAAAGUUGAAAUUUCUAAAUCCUUAAGGCUUCAGCUUCUCUCUCUGUGCUUCGACUCUGUGGGGUGUAUUUGAGAUCCAUGGCGGCCUUGCAAUACCUAGAGUCUAUUCAAAAUGAACAUCCAGAGCUAGCCGACUGGUACAAUUCUCUUGCAGAUCUGUAUCAGAAGAAACUCUGGAAUCAACUCUCUCUCAAGCUCGAUCAGUUCGUUGCACUCUCCGCCUUUCAGGCUGGAGAUGCACUGAUAAAGUUGUAUCACAACUUUAUCACUGACUUUGAGACCAAGAUUAAUCCUCUCAAGCUUGCACAUUUUGCUGUUAUAGUUUCUCAGCAGUACUCAGAGAAAGAGGCUGCUAUCAGUUUUCUUGAAGGGGUGAUUGAAAAGCUUCAGGCUACUAAAGAGCGGCGAAUAGAAGAGCCAAUUCUUUAUAUUAAGAUGCAAAUCUCCAAAUUCAAGCUUGAGCAAGGUGAUCAAAAGGAAUCCAAUUAUGGGGGGUUUAGUUCAAUUAUAGUUUGGGCUGUUAAUCAAGCUUUGAUAAAGAGUCUUCUGGGGACCAAGGUGGAAUGGCUUUAUUAUAUCCUCCAAGCUUUCAACGCAGGGAAUUUGGUUCGCUAUGAAGAAUUGUGGCGGGUGCACAAUGCUGCAUUGGGGGCUCAACCAGCCCUGGUUGAGAAUGAGAAGAAGCUGUUGGAAAAAAAUAAUAUUCUCUGCUUGAUGGAGAUUACCUUCAGAUGCAACCGCCCAUUUGAUGAUCGAACUAUUCCAUUAAAAGUUAUUGUUGAGAGAACAAAACUGUCAAUUAAAGAUGUCGAGCAUCUUCUCAUGAAGAGCCUGUCUGUUCAUCUGAUUGAGGGCAUAAUUGAUCAAGUUGAGGGAGGAGUUCAUGUUUCUUGGGUGCAACCAAGAGUUUUGGGGAUUCCACAGAUCAAAUCCUUGCGUGAGCGGUUGGAUAGUUGGAUGGAAAAAGUGCACACUGCCUCGUUAUGGAUUGAAGCUGAAACGCCUGAUCUUGUUGCAUCAUGAUUUUCCUGUCCGGAUCCUUCUGCCCAUUGUAAAAAUUUCGUUAUUCGGAAAGAAAGAAAAAGAGAGUGAGCGAUGAGCAAUGAGGAUAUUGAUAAGUGUUGGUGAUUUGUGCAGGUAUUGCUUGAUCCUUGUAUCAUUGUUCUGAAAGGAGGGGUUCAUAUACUAAACUUUUUCACGUUUUGGCACUUUAAAUUAGCUGAUCCUAUUCUCAUAUGUAAUGGGAUAAGGAGAGAUAGGAUAAUAGGUUGUCCCCAACGACUAGGUUGAGAGCAGCUUUCGUGAGAGACCUCCGACAGUCAGAAUUAUGAAUUACUCACCGUGGGACUCGAUCCCACGACCACAAGGUUAAGAGCCUUGCGCUCUAACCAACUGAGUUGGACGGACAAUUCAACGUUUUGGCACUUUAAGAAAUUCUCAAAUGAUGUUGUGGCACGCCAAAACAUGUCGAUACUAUAACUUAGCACAAGAAAAUUGGGAACAACUUUGUGAUUUGUUUAGUGAUCUUGAAUAUCAGAGGAAGUGUGAAACUAAUGUAAGAGUUGGAAGAAAUGUCAAGUUAACUCCUAAUCAAGGAUCUUGGGCUUUUGUCGUUGGUUGAUAUGCUAUGUGCAAAGAUGAUGAACCAAAUAGGAUGAAUUUCUUCAAGACAACUCAUUAAUCAAAUGACAAAGGAUGGAUAACAACUGAGGAGAAAUUGGUGGAGUUGCAAUCAAUUCCAGUUGAAGGAGCAGAAUCUAAGAAUAUUGAUGAUAUAAUGGAUGAGGUA